This is a messenger RNA of Ogataea parapolymorpha DL-1, 1368 nucleotides long. RefSeq lists its product as uncharacterized. The record is from RefSeq and is a predicted model, not a curated record. The transcript has a single exon. Lineage: Eukaryota; Fungi; Ascomycota; Pichiomycetes; Pichiales; Pichiaceae. The coding region runs from base 1 to 1368 and encodes 455 amino acids.
AUGAAGCUUUCGUUGUUCAACAUCGCCGUUGUGGCCUCCAUGGUCGCCAACGCUGUGACCGCCGCUUACACUAACUCUACCACUUCAUCUUCUGGACCAGCUCCAUCCAGUUCUCUCGCUCCAUCCAUCCAGGCUAUUGACAACAACGGCCGGGCUGAGUACAUCAUCACCAUCCCUGGUGCUCUUCAAUUCUCUUCCUUCAGCGUUUUGUCGCUCAGCCAAAGCUUUGGUGCUUUCGACCCAAGCCUGUGUAGUGCUGACGCUGACGGACAGAGCAUUCCAAUCAACAACGAGUCCACUGAGACUGACAUUGACUUUGAUGUUAGCAUUUCUGGUUACUCCGCCCAGAACUUCCACUCAUACAUCUUCUCUGGUGUCAUUACUGAGCCAGGUUCUUACACUGCUACCUUCGCACUUACUCUUGACCCAGACAGUACCAAGAGAGCUGAGCGUGUUUACUACUUGACCGCCACCGUGUACAUUGCUGCUGUUAGCUCUUCGUCUUCUGGUGCUUCCAGCUCUGUUCCAUCCUCGGCCUCCGCUUCUGCCUCUUCUUCUACCGAGAUCCCAGGUGUUACCGUCAUUACCCAGACUGCUUCUGGUACUGUCACUCUCACCAGAACUUGUACUGAGGAGUUGUGCACUGGUGUUGAGACUAUUGUCACUGGUGUCACCACCGUCACCGAUGAGACCACUGUCUACACUACCUACUGCCCACUCACCACCACCCUCACUCUGGCUCCAGUUACUGUUGUCACCACUGUUUGUGAGACUGAGACUGCUUCUCCAGAGACCACCACCAUCACUGUUACCUGUACUGAGGAGAAGUGCAAGGGUCAAGAGUCUACCAUUGUCACUGGUCUCACCACUGUCACUGACUUGACCACUGUCUACACUACUUACUGCCCAUUGACCGCUGGUGAGGUUACCAAGACCUACACCACCACCAUCACCAACCCAGUUGCUAGUACUCCAGUCACUGGCUUGAAAGUCACUAAAACUGCUACCAGCGGCGGUGUCACCACUACCUACGUUACCACCUGUCAGUACUACGAGGUUACCAAGACCACUACUGUUACUGCUGGUGCUGGUGCCGCUGGUUCUACGGCUGCUGCUGGUUCAGGAACCAAGACCAAGACCACUGUUGCUACUAUCACUACCACCGGUGCUGCUGGUGCUGGCUCCACUGUGGCCAAGACUGGUGCUACCACCUCCACUGGUGCUGCCACUCGGUCUUCUACUUCUGCUGCUGGCUCCGGCUCUGGAGCUACCGCCUCCAGCGUUUCGAUCUUGCAAGGUGCUGCUGCCAAGGGUUACGCUUCAGCAGGCUUGUUGGGAGCUGCUUUCAUUGCUGCCUUCUUCUACUAA